AUGCGAAGAACAGUAGAUCAGUGUCCUGCCGACAUCAUUCCAGCACUAUCAGGACGCCCCUUGCCCGAUCUCGAGUACGCUGACGAUGUUGUUAUAUUGGCGGAAAGCAGUACGAAACUUCAAUAUGUUGUCAACUUUGUAUCGAAACUGGCUGCAGCCUAUGGACUACGUCUAUGCCUUGAUAAAUGCAAGCAGAUGUGGAUUUCCUGGAGACCUUGA
Necator americanus (New World hookworm) is the source of this 219-nucleotide messenger RNA. RefSeq lists its product as uncharacterized. The transcript has a single exon. The coding region runs from base 1 to 219 and encodes 72 amino acids. The record is from RefSeq and is a predicted model, not a curated record. Lineage: Eukaryota; Metazoa; Nematoda; Chromadorea; Rhabditida; Ancylostomatidae.